GUCUUGGACCGCUGCCCAGCGCCUGGGAGGAGAGGGGGGCCUGUCUGGCUUCCGGUUUUCGGGGGUGAAAUUGACACACAAUGAGGAGCCGCGAUCUGCCUCACUAAAGCUCUUGUAAAUAAAUAGAACAAUCGCCGAGGCCGGAGACCAUGGAAAAUCAGUGCACAGUACAGGUGAAGCUGGAGCUGGGGCACCGGGCGCAGCUGAGGAAGAAACCUACGCCGGAGGGCUUCACUCACGACUGGAUGGUGUUUGUUCGCGGCCCCGAGAUGUGUGACAUCCAGCACUUCGUGGAGAAGGUGGUCUUCAGGCUUCACGAGAGCUUCCCCAAGCCCAAGAGAGUGUGCAAGGAGCCCCCGUACAAAGUGGAGGAGUCCGGCUACGCAGGCUUCCUCAUGCCCAUCGAGGUCUACUUCAGGAACAAGGAAGAGCCGAAGAAGGUGUUCUUCAACUACGACCUGUUCCUCAACCUGGAGGGCAACCCCCCCGUUAACCACCUGCGCUGUGAGAAGCUCACCUUCAACAACCCCACCAAGGAGUUCCGCCGCAAGCUGCUCAGAGCUGGUGGGGUCAUGGUUGUGCCCGAGGGAGCAGAGACCAUCUCCAGGCCCAGCCCCGACUACCCCAUGCUACCCACAAUCCCUCUCUCGGCCUUUUCUGAUCCCAAGAAAACAAAGCCCUCCCACGGGUCCAAGGAGCCCAGCAAGGAGGGCGCGGGCAGCAAGGGCCCGAAGGCCCACAAGGUGACGAAGGAGCACCGCGAGCGGCCCCGCAAGGACUCGGAGAGCAAGAGCUCCUCCAAGGGCGAGGCCGAGCGCGACGCCGCCAAGCCGCCCAAGGAGGCCGCGCCGUCCAAGAAGCCGGCGGAGGGCAAGGCCAAGGAGGAGGGCAAGGCGCCGCCCAAGGCCGCCUUCAAGGAGCCCAAGCUCACCCUGAAGGAGGCCAAGACAGAGGGCACGUCGCCCAAAGGAGGAGGGGGCGCCGGGGGGGGCGGCGGGGGAGGGGGAGGAGGGGGCGGGGGCCAGCCCGAGCCCAAGGCCCCCAGCAAGCGCCCCUCCGCCGUGGAGUCCCCCAAACCCAGCACCAAGAAGCAGAAGAAGGGGGCCACCGAGGGCCCCAAGGGCUCCGGGGGCUUCACGGGCACCUCGCCGCGGGUCUCCUCCUCCUCCGUCUCCGCCCCCGCCCCCGGGUACCCCGACAAGAAGCCCAAGGAGAAGGGGCGCUGGGGCAAGCCCAAGCCCGACGCCGCCGAGGUGAAGGAGGCCAAGAAGCCCGCCGAGUCAGAGGAGUCCAAUUCUGAGGACGAGGCCUCGUCGAAGUCGGAGUCGGUGGCAUCCAGCCCUUCCAACUCCAGCUCCAGCUCCGAGUCGAGCUCCGAGUCGGACUUCGAGCCCUCGCAGAACCACAGCCAAGGACCCCUGCGCUCCAUGGUGGCGGACCUGCAGUCGGAAGAGUCGGACGACGAUGACAGCAGCUCUGAGGAAGACACCCCAGUUAAGACCAACCCCCCCAACCGCGACCCCAGACUGAGCCUGGAUAGCGAGAGUGACAGCAGUGACGAGUCCCACCCACCCAGCCGAGAGCCCCCGCCCCCUCCGCAGAAACACAGCACUUCCAACAACAAGGUCUCUGGGAGAAAAAGUCCCGACACCUGCAGCCGACCGGAGAAGAUUUUGAAAAAAGGAUACGACAAGGCGUACACCGAGGAGCUGGUGGACCUGCACCGGAGGCUGAUGGCGCUGCGAGAGAGGAACGUCCUGCAGCAGAUUGUCAACCUCAUCGAGGAGACGGGCCACUUCAACGUCACCAACACCACCUUUGACUUUGACCUCUUCUCGCUGGACGAGUCGACCGUGCGGAAACUACAGAGCUAUCUGGAGGCCACGGCCACGUGACAGGAAGUCCGGGGAGGGGGGCGGGGCUUUCUUCCCCAGAGACUCGGGGAGGAGGAACGGGAGCCCGACGGGGACCACCGACGUGCAAGAGCCGAGAGCAGACCGGGGUGAGAGGAGGCAAGGAGGGGUUUGUUUCGGAAAGGGAAAAGGUGCUGGAGGUGGAGGGCCGAGGAGGAGCGGCGCGGCGGACUGGAAGCACCUUUCGCGAGGCGCCCUUGGACUGGAGGAUCCCGGGCGCGCACCGGGCUGUCUGACGAAAGUAUAUUAUAUAUAUGUGAACGAGCAGAGCCUGUGUGCUGAGGAGCGCCCCCCUGAGGACAGGAGCAGGACAGCAGGACCCCCCCCCCUUCGCCUUCUCUUCGGCACCUUCAUCCUCUGCAGUGUGUGGCCCCACAAUGGGGGAUACAGUCAGCAGGGGGGCGUUCCUCUCGGGACAGGGCGACGCCUCCCCCUGCAGGCCAGACCGGCGAUUGCACCAGCGCGUCCUGGGCGGAGAGAGAGAGAGAGCAGCCCGGGGGUGAGGAGCCCGUCCCGGCGGGCUGUGGUCUCCCGGAAUGAGGGGGGGCAGAGACUGGGUGGGCGUCCCGUCGGAGACGCGGUGUUAGACGCCCCUGACCGCCGGUCCGGCCGGAGCUGGUUGUCACGGAUACUCUCCCCCAGCAUGCACCCCUCCCCCCGUCAUUAGCACUUCCUCUGUUCCAGGGGGGCAGAGCGUCGGAGAGCCUGUUUUUCAUUUCCUUUCAGCUGAGGAGAAGCCCUGGCAGCCUGGAACACUACCUGCCUGGGCCCUUCUUUUCUUCUUUAUGGACUCCUAGUGUUCGGAGGUUUGUACAGCGUAGACUUUAGAAUGCCGGGCUGCUGUUAUUUAUUUCACUUUUAAAAAACACCAAUGUUCCUGUAGUGCCUUUAUGAAUUUUUGCCAUAUAUAUUUUUUUUUAAAAAAGGCUGUUGACACAUUAGUGUCACCUUAGCAGAGGAGAGCUCUUGGGUUAUUUAAGUGUUACCCCUCGGCCGAUGCUCUUGUUGUUGUUGAAAUGAGCCAUUUCCCCACUGCGGUUAAGAACAGCUUUCCUUCUCGUUGGGGUUUCUGAGGCUUGUGCAUUAUAAGAUCAUGUUGUCAUGUUGAACUGUUUAAUGGAGCAUAUUGUACCCACAAAAACUUUCUGCUGUUUUUAGAGCACGAUCACUUCAAGGUCCCUUCCUAAACAGUAUUCGUGAUUAAAGAAACCUGCUUGUAAUCCACGUGGGACUCCAGUCUGGAAUCAGGCCUGAUUCCAGAGUGAAUCAUUCCUGAUUGAUGGGUCUCAUCAAAUAAGGGUUUUUUAAGGAAUCUUUAAGGAAGUCGGGCUGGAAAUUUUGUUUGAGCCGAGAAAAUACUCUUUGCCUAGAAGUGCUUCCUCCGGUUUUCAGUCGGGUGUUAUUUUUAAGCUUUUUGAACGUUCAAAUACAAUGGUUCCACUAUGUGGGGGCAUCCGUAGCUGUUAUCCUCGCUGUGCUGUGUCUCCAUCGUUAACACCAUGAAGGGUCUGUGUCAGCGACCCAAAACAGUCACCUGCACUCUUUCCAGGAAGUAUUAUUUAAAAGGAUUAAUUUAUAUUGUAAUAUACAUGUUACUGUUCUUUUGUGUGUUUAUGUAUCCUGCAAUGAGUUUUGCAUUGAACGACUCUGUUUCAAGUAAUGACCCUUCCCAGGCUAACUGCUGGAGCUCCUUAGCUUGUGAAUGUGUGUGUGGGAACGCAAAGAGAGCAGCUGACAUUGGGGUGGGAAGCAUUUCAGCGUUGCACCGGUUAUUGUUUUUGCAGGUUAACAGAAAGCAUGCUCUGCUGUGCAUUCCCUUCCCCAGUAACCUCCCACCCAUAAACUCCAAAGUCUUGUUUUGAGCCUUUAUUGCUACUGGUUUGUCGGUGCAGCUGAUGCAAGUGGAAAAUCACUGAGCAGCAGGGAAUCAUUCUGAGAAGACUUGUGUGUCGAGAACAAAAGCAGAACAAAACUGGAAUAUGCCUUAUAUAAUACCGCAAGAAAUCUCUCAAGGCUCAGAACAUUAACACAGACAGCAAACUAAACCUAGUGUGCUCCCACCUGUGUCGCCCUGUUGCUUUAAGGGCAGACGUGAGCACAGGUGCCACCUGUUGGCCCCUUGAGGUCACAACCCCCACGGCUGCUGAACUUUUACACCUUGGAGAGAAAUCAACACAUCCCUUCUGAAGUCUCUGCUUCCUUUUCCAGGCAGAUGUUUUCUUGUGUUUGUUCUUUUGAAGCAAUUGAAAUGUGGCUGAGCUUACAAGGCCGUGGUGUGUGAAGAGAGCAGGGUGCUGCAGGCGCUGGGCGUGGACUGGCCAUGAUCUUGGUGCAAACCGACUCAGUGAGAAACUAUCUGCUGCAACAUAAGUUAAAUAUCUCCCCUGCACUUCAGCUCCGCAGGACUUCAUGCUGGGUGUGGAUCUGGAUUGUCUGGCCCACUGUUCAGCCUAGUGGCCGGCAUGAAUCCUUAAAUGGCAUGCAGACGGCUCUUCCACCUUCCAUAUUGCAACCCCGUCGUGUGUAAAGUUCAAGUUCACAGCCUAACUGAAAAGCACCAAGGUGUGAUCUCCCCGAGAUUCCCCUUUCCAUUUUAUUGGAACUGAGCUAAUGCACAGAAAAAAAAACAAUGGAGGAGACAGUCUAACCUUGCAAGUCACGUUUUUAAUAUCCACGCCGUAUCUAUCUGGCGGUAUGUUCAUAGCGCCUUCAUUUACUAAUGCAGCCAUCCCUACAUCAGGUGCACGACUUUAAACCUUUCCUCUUGACCUUGAUUUUGUACUCUCGGGGUGAAGGUCCCGCCUGUGUUCAGGUGUGCAGGUUUGGAACGGACCUGGUUGGCCACUAGUUUCCCACCCCUCUCCACUGAUCCUCACGGGUGCGAGCGUCUCUGUGUGUGCUCGUCCUGCCUGUCGGGGACCCGAGCUCCUGCUUGCUGGAGUCGAGCCGGUGUGGAGGAGGAGUGUCGUUGGUGGCCAUUGUGGCUCUUCCUAUAGAACCGGUCCUGCCUGCGCGUUUCAUGGCCUUGGAUUGUGAGAUUUGUUUUUCCCACCCUUUCCUAUUUUUUGGCGUCCCCAUCUUGCUUUCCCUGGCAAUCCUCUUUGGAAUAAAGUGAAGGCCUCAGCUCUCGGGAUAUCUCAUGCUCACCUGCGCACUUGGUGAGCUCUGCGAUCUCGGGUUCGAGUCAGGGUGACGUUACAAGCUGGCGGUGUAUUGGGAUUGACGUAUCAGAACGAGUAAACACUAGAUUAAUUUAUUCCAGUGUAUCUUCGGUAGAGUCUGAUGUAAAAACACAGUGACAGCUCUACAGGCCUUGGAGACUGAGGUUGUUUUGAAUCAUGUAACUGUUAACAGCUCCUUGUUACUUCAUUGUUGGAGAGUUUCAUUGCAGCUCCUGUUUGGAAGCCGAUAUCUUUAGCUUUCCCCGUUGUCAAAGCAGACUAAGGUAUUGAUGCCAGUUUGAUUGGAAAUAUUCAGUGCCAGUCCAGAGCACUGCCUUGCUACCCCUGAGUCCCACUGUAUUUCACUGGGCUGGAAACUUUAAAGGUUUUGAAGCACACUAUCUGUAUGAUGUUGUUUUUAAAAAGCAGUAUGUUUCUGGAUCUCUGAACCCUUGUCAAUGUGUUUGUGUUCCUUGGUGUGGUGUGCAGUAUUGCAUGCUGGAAGGAAGCUGGUGCCUUUCAGCGAGUCCUUGAUCAUUUCUCAAUGAUCAUGAAAACACUUGGUCUUCAGCAGAUGACAGUGCAGGCCCACUUCUGCCUUUUGGCUGUCUGGUUCUUGAAAGGGGGCUUUUUGCUCAUCUGCAGACUAAAGCUUUGGCGUGGUUGAUAUGCUGAAGUGGCAGCAGAGCUGUUCCCUGACCUGGUCCCACUCCGACACAAGUGGGAAAACUCCAGAGUACCUGCUGAUGGGAUCAGAUAUCGAGCUUUUCUAAAUGGUUCCCAGCCUCUGCGUGCAGCACUGCCCUCUUCAGGAGUCUCACACCUGAUUGGGGCUGCCUGCUGGUGUCUUGGGGAUCAGAAUCCCCCCCCCCCCAGUAAAGCUCAUGCACUGUGAGGCUGUGGGGAAAAUAAGAAGCCCUCCUGUCUUGUAUUGAUACAUACUGUACUGACCAGCUGUGUGAUCGAGUGCAUCUGUGUCUGCUGAGCCACUCGAUUUUCUGUGACGGGCUGAUUCUCCAGCAGCACUGAUCCAAGUAUUUGCUUCAUCUGACACACAAUAGAGGGCGCUAUGGUGCAGAUCAGACAUUGUGCACAUGGCAGAAGUCUGCUGCUCCUGAGCGAAGGACAGAGACGUUCUUGAGUCCUCUGACCUGGACAUGACUACAGAAAACAGCUGACCGUUUUUUAAAUCCGAGCAUUUGGGUCCUUUUUAGCCGUUCAGAUGGCAAAGAUGCCCUUGGGGACUGGAGUGGGCGAAAUGUUUGGGUGCCUGGAGUGAUGUCACCGGAGGUCAGUGCUUCCUGCUUUCAUCUGCAGCCACUCCUCCCACCUGCUCCCGUUUCCCAGAUCCAUUUCCUGCUUCGAUUCUCUGAUCUUGCUCCCGCUUAGUGCGUUUAGUAGAUCCACUUUUACCACUCGGGCUAAAAAGAGAAAAAUAAAAUUGUUCCUGAAAGGUCUUCUUGAUGCUGACUGAAGAGAGGGUUUAGGACAGCUUGUCCAUGAUGAGGUUAAGAAAAUCAUCCUGCGUUUAUGCAAUAUUUCCUUAUAUACUGUAUGUAAUCCCUCCCAGUGAAGCCCCUGACUGUGCUAGCCAGUAAUCUUUAUAUUGAAACAUUGAGCCCAUGCGUAUUGCAAGUUCAUUCAGUGGGAAAACUGCACCAAAUUGCUGUCAUGAUUAUAAGAAAGUAACGUUUAGAAAGCAGUCUAAUUGAUAGCCUGUUGUUAACUGAUCCCAGGCUCUCGUCAGGCUGUUUCUUGAAUGGAACCAGGCUACAGGCUUCAGCAACAUGGCUGCAUACUGGAACACGGCUUGUUCCACACUCCCACCACCCUCAGUGUAAAUUAAGUGCCUCCUGGUUUCAGGUUUAAUUAAACAUCCAUGUGGUCUCCACUGGUGUCCUCUGUUUUGCGUUGAUUCUGGAGACGUCUGAAUUAUUCACAACUCCGCGAGGCUUUGAGGAGGUCAACCCUGCCAUCAGUUCCACUCGUCAAAUUCUCUUUUAAAGACUAGAAUGUUGUUUUAGCCUGUCAGCACAGGACCGAUAAAGGGCAGAGGUGGAGUGACCAUUGAACACAUUUGAUUUAGUCUGCCUGUCACAGUGGUGAUCAUGUAGGUAUCGCAGUGGAAUAUGAAAUCAUCUUACAAUACUUAUCUGGCUAAUCAUGUGCGAGAAGCAUAGCUUUAAUGACACAGCUCUGACCAGGCAGAACCGAAUCAGAAGCCUGGAAAUGUCCUGGAUAAAUUUGUUGCAAGUUGUUCUAAUAGGGAAAAAGGUUUAGAGAAACAGUUUGGUGAGGCAGCCUAAUUUUUGAAAGCUUUUCUCAGAAUGUGUCAGAGGGGGAAUAUGACAUGAGUUUUCUGACCUGGGACCGAUUAUUAUUAUUAUUUUUUUCAUCCGUGUUGAAGAAUCAGGUACAACGCAGCCUGGACACACCUGCAGUUCUUUUUGAGUCUUUUUCCUACCAGGAGAGCUGCAGCGGGGUGUUUUUUUCUACUUCCAGAUUUUAUUUUAUUUUUUACACAAAGAAACGGCUCCCGCAGCCGGGGGGGCGGUCCAGUGUUUCUCCACAGCGCCGUGUUGAUUCCAGUGCGCUCCGAACAGGAAUUCCUGAGCCCGGCUCGCCCAGUCGCUCUCACUGUGAGCUCGAGUGACGCCUCUACCGCUCUGCCAGCAGUCUGCGUUCGUUGAUAUACCUCUGCACUUUGGCUGUGGUGACUCCAGUACUUAUUUAUCUAAGCUGUAUUUUUAAGAAUUUUAUACGAUAUUUACAUGCAAAUAGUAUUAAUGGAUUUUUAUUUUUUUGCCUACCUGUUGAUUUUUUUUAUUGGCAUGUUUUUUGUCAAGAUAUGAAGAAAAAAAAUCUGUCUGUUCGGUGUAGGCAUAGUAUCGUGUUUCAGAGAAUCCUCCAGACAAACCUGCUUCUCUCCAGAGUUCUCUGUUCUGUGUUUUUACAGUUUGACACUAUGGGACUUUGUGCAGAAUCGGGUCUAUGUGUUGUGUGAGGAGGAGACGUGUGGUCACGCAGUGCAGUAUGUCAAAAAAAAAAUUUUGUGAGUCAUAAGAUUUUUGAGUGUUUUUUACUCAAACUUUUUCACAAAAGGCAGCAUUGUAAAUGUCCGUACUCUGUGAGGUAUGGUUACAAAGCCUGAGGCACAAGCUUGUCCCCGUUUCUCAGUUAUUUAAUGGGAUAAUUUAUCCUAAACCACUAAGAAACCACCAUUGGAAAUGAGAAUGGGGGAGCUUUUCAGUUAAAGUAUAUUAUAUAUAAGUGUAAAAUAAACAAAAAGUAGAAAAUCUACUGUGUGUAUUUAAAAUGGUUACAUAAAAUACUUUUUAAACAUAUAGAGUUCUGAUUUUUUUUCUCCAGUUUUUUUUUUUUAAGUCUCCUUUCCUUGGUUGAGCUGGAAGGAAUGUGUUGUCCUGUUUACAGGCCUGUCAGUAAGUGUUUAUCUGUCUUUGCGGGGGAGGGGGGCGGGAGUGGGGGGGUUUGGUCUUCAAUGCCACAGCGCAGUGACUCCUGUGCAGAGCAGCGAGAGCAGCAGUGUUACAGAUGGGCGCCGGGGCCCUGGCAGGGGCAACGACUGGCCAAGUGAUUUGGAUUUUAACUUGGCAUACAAUGCCACUGUGUGGCCAUAUCAUGCAAAGUUGAGAUGAGGACUUUAAUUUUUUUAAUCAUAAUAUUAAUAAAGUCAUUGAGUAAUGUUGA
Lepisosteus oculatus (spotted gar) is the source of this 8782-nucleotide messenger RNA. RefSeq names its product MLLT1 super elongation complex subunit a (gene mllt1a). Gene Ontology annotation, cellular component: transcription elongation factor complex. Gene Ontology annotation, molecular function: chromatin binding. Lineage: Eukaryota; Metazoa; Chordata; Actinopteri; Semionotiformes; Lepisosteidae. The record is from RefSeq and is a predicted model, not a curated record. Gene Ontology annotation, biological process: positive regulation of DNA-templated transcription.